Molecule: messenger RNA, 2381 nt
Organism: Lemur catta (Ring-tailed lemur)
Lineage: Eukaryota; Metazoa; Chordata; Mammalia; Primates; Lemuridae
Gene: SLC16A7
Product: solute carrier family 16 member 7
Exons: 6
Coding region: 325-1764 (479 amino acids)
Biological process (GO): transmembrane transport; monocarboxylic acid transport
Cellular component (GO): membrane
Molecular function (GO): monocarboxylic acid transmembrane transporter activity
Source: RefSeq, a predicted model, not a curated record
CCCACGAGGGCGUUCCGCAGCCGCGCCUCCCCGCCCCGCCAACGCCUCCUCCUCGGGCCGCGGCGGGCGAGGACACGUCAGGGGACAUAAAUAAAUAAAUAAUUCCAUUCACCCGGUGACAGCGAGGCGAACCGGCUGCAGCUCGGGUGGAACGGAGAGCUGCAGCGCCCACCCAGCGCCGGAGACCAGAUAAAGAGUCCAUCUUAAGAUGUGAUGUUUUCCUGUGAAACCUCAGAAAAAAGAAUCUUGGGAACCAAAGGACUCUAGUACUCUUGGUGCCAGUAGAGCUACUUUAUUACUUGAAUUUCAAUUAGAGGAGCAGAAAUGCCACCAAAGACAAGUACCCCAACUCCAGUUGUACCUCCUCCAGAUGGAGGGUGGGGCUGGGUGGUUGUUGGAGCUGCUUUUAUAUCCAUUGGAUUUUCGUAUGCGUUCCCUAAGGCCGUCACAGUAUUCUUCAAAGAACUUCAGGAAAUAUUCCAUGCUACCCACAGUGAAAUAGCUUGGAUAUCAUCCAUUAUGCUGGCUGUCAUGUACGCAGGAGGUCCCAUCAGUAGUGUUUUGGUAAAUAAAUAUGGCAGCCGGCCAGUGGUGAUAAUGGGAGGUUUGCUGUGCUGUUUAGGAAUGAUCUUGGCCUCUUUCAGUGCCAGUGUAGUACAGCUUUACCUCACUAUGGGAUUCACUGUAGGUUUAGGUUUGGCCUUCAACCUGCAACCGGCCUUAACAAUAAUUGGCAAAUACUUCUACAAGAAACGACCCAUGGCAAAUGGAUUGGCCAUGGCAGGAAGUCCUGUUUUCUUAAGUACAUUGGCUCCUUUCAAUCAGUACCUUUUUAAUACUUAUGGCUGGAAGGGAAGUUUUUUGAUUUUGGGAGGCAUCUUUUUGAAUGCUUGUGUGGGUGGGUCCCUCAUGAGACCCCUUGUACCCAAACAAACUACUUCUAAAUCUAAAAAUAAGAUUGCCUUAAAAGAAGAAGGUUCAGGUCUGAAGAAAAAUCAUCAGAAGUCAACAUGGGAAAAAGUUAAUAAGUAUUUAGAUUUCUCCCUUUUUAGCCAUAGAGGAUUUCUUAUAUACCUGUCCGGAAAUGUCAUUAUGUUUUUAGGGUUUUUUGCCCCCAUUAUAUUCUUGGCUGUAUAUGCUAAAGAUAAGGGAAUCGAUGAGUAUUCUGCAGCUCUCUUGCUGUCUGUUAUGGCUUUUGUUGAUAUGUUUGCUAGGCCUUCUGGAGGAUUAAUUGCAAACUCCAAAUAUGUCAGACCCCGAAUCCAGUACUUCUUCAGUCUUGCAGUUAUGUUCAAUGGAGUGUGUCAUCUCUUGUGCCCACUGGCACAAACCUACGCAAGCCUGGUGGUAUAUGCUAUAUUUUUUGGCCUUGGAUUUGGGAGUGUUAGCAGCGUUCUCUUUGAAACUCUUAUGGACCUUGUUGGUGCCCCAAGAUUUUCCAGUGCUGUGGGACUUGUCACAGUUGUGGAGUGUGGCCCAGUUCUUCUUGGCCCUCCUCUUGCUGGUAAAUUGGUGGAUAUAACUGGAGGAUAUAAAUACAUGUAUCUAUCCUGUGGGGCUAUCGUGGUAUUAGCAAGCGUGUGGCUGCUCAUUGGCAAUGCUAUCAACUAUAGAUUGCUUGAAAAGGAAAAGAAGGCGGCACGAGCAAAAAAGAAAACAAGUACACUUGAGUCCAGAGAGUCUGAACCCUUGAGCAGAUCUAAACAUUCGGAAGAUGUUCCGAAAGCACAGGCCACUCCCUCAGAAAGAGAAACUAACAUCUAACAAGAACCACAUCUCCGAUUUCAGUAUUUAUGAAUUGUCCUAGGAGCUUGUUUUGUUUUUCAAAGUAUCGGAAAAGUUUUUAAUUGAAAUGAAAAGUCACAGUUAAGGAUGGAGAUGAGAUUUUCCUCAAUUGCAAAUUUUAAAUUAGUUUUUUAAAAACUUACUUGGGUAGUUAAAUUUUGAGGUUGUGUAUAUAAAGAAUCCAUGCAAUGGAUUUAUUUCCAUACAUGACUCUGGGUCUGAUGGUUAAAAUACUAAUUUUAAAGUCUUCCAGUGACUUCGACUCUUGGUUAUAUAUAGAGUUCUGAAUCCCAAACUCCUCAUUUAAGUAAUUAGAAGGAGGAUGUUUAAUUCUAUAAAAUGACCCUCUUCACAUUUCAUUUUUUAUUUGAUAUUAAAGUGUGAAUAGACUUGAGGGAAAAUUAAUUCUCCCCUCAUACACACAAAUACACUUAAUCUCACAUAUAUACCUACAUGUACACACAAUAUCUGGAGAAUAAAAAACAAAUUGAAAAAGAAUAUUAUCAGUGUAUUUAUUUUUUAAGUAAAAGAAAUCUAUGGAGACAAAAGAAAUGUAUUACAUCUCUAUGCUAUUUUACACUGGAUUUUAAAGAUAA